Messenger RNA from Diabrotica balteata, 1035 nucleotides. Lineage: Eukaryota; Metazoa; Arthropoda; Insecta; Coleoptera; Chrysomelidae. The record is from the annotation of a GenBank genome assembly.
AUGGAAAAAGUUACGUGCGUGCCCGAAAUAUCGUUUAUUAAAGAAGAAGCCGACGCAGUAUCCAUUUCAAGCAAUAGUUCAGAUCCAGAACGAUUGGAAGUGGACAUGUCUCAGGCUCUCUCUCGAAACGGAUAUAAUCCGCCUCUAAGCGGAGAGGCGAGCCAGCUCCUCAGGAAACUGAUCACGUGUCGAAAAUUGGGCAUGACCAUCACUCCAGCGCAACCUCACGUCCUCAACUAUACGUUGUUCGAUGAACAACAGAAAUCCAUAGAAAACACAAACGCGGAGAAAAGUAGACGGAAACAAAGUUAUCCUUCGAAAGCAUCCGUGUCAGAAAGCGUGCCUAUGGAUCAAGACGAGGAAGAGGAAUACGGGCCCGAUUUCACAGGAAAUAGUCCGUGGUGUAAUAUGGUCAAGGGAAAGAGGGUGGAGGUACCAAAGCGUGUUGCUUUGUCCUGUACGAAUUGCGGUACACAGACGACGACUAUUUGGAGGCGGAAUUUGAGAGGGGAGAUGGUUUGUAACGCAUGUGGCCUUUACUUCAAGUUGCAUGGUAUAGACCGGCCAGUCACUAUGCGACGAGACACAAUUCACACUAGACGCAGAAGGCCGAAAGCGGCAGAACGAGAAAAAUCCGGUGAUUACUCUCCUCUUGUUGGUAAUUUUGUUAACCCCCCAGUGCACACAUAUAAAGCGUAUAAAGCGAAAAUUGUAAAAGCUUCCAAAGAUCGUGGCGCCGCGGAAAGUUCGGACACAGACGACAUGCUCAGCGCCUUGAGACGCCAACUUCGGCCUCACCUGGUGAUGGCUCUACAAGGACACCGAAACAACUCGAACGAGAACAUGAAUCUAGACGGUAGUCCGAAGGUACCAUCUCGCGCACAUAUACAGGGUCCAACCGUACCAAAUUUCUUGCCAAUAGAGAAGAUACCCGGCGGCGUGUCAGCGCGGGAAGCUGACUCCGACGAAGACAGCAUAGCGGACCUACCGUUAAAUCUUGUUUCCACGCAAAUGACUGAGGGUGAACUAAUUUAA